Molecule: messenger RNA, 2952 nt
Organism: Paramuricea clavata
Lineage: Eukaryota; Metazoa; Cnidaria; Anthozoa; Malacalcyonacea; Plexauridae
Source: the annotation of a GenBank genome assembly
AUGGUUGAAGUAGACGGGAUUAAGACACAUGCACUGCUCGAUACUGGAGCAGGAAGCUCCUAUGCUUCCAGUAGUCUAACCAAUGCAUUGAAGAGAAAACCUAAAGCUGUCAAAACAAAACGAAUUGAAAUGAUGUUAGGAUCCACCACCACCAGAGUAGAAAUUUAUGCAGCCAGCAUAAAAUCCCUAGAUCAGAAAUUUGAGCUUGAAAUUGAAAUGUCAAAAGUUGAUAAACCUGAGCUAAUGAAACUCAACAACCCAAAUUAUGCCCACCUGUUAGAGAGAUACAAACAUUUGAACAGUGCAAAAUUCGAAGAUCCUGACACCCGUACACAAAUACCUGUACACCUUGUGCUUGGGGCUAGUGAUUAUGCCAAAAUUAAAACUACUACGGCUCAAAAGGUGGGGAAGCCGGGGCAGCCGGUGGCAGAGAAAACCCUCCUUGGUUGGACGGUGAUGUCUCCAGGGAAGGAGGAGGGUCCCAUCCUGUUAACUCAAUCCACUACUAUAGAUUAUGAGCAGUUAUGUGCAUUAGAUGUCCUCGGACUUCCGGACAGAAAUGAAAAUUACCAGAAAAUUGUGUAUGAGGAAUUUGAAGAGCAGCUUAGUAGAGAUCAAGCGGGCUGGUAUGAGACAUCAUUAACAUGGAAAGGGAAUCACCCCCCACUGCCAACUUAUGAGAACAGUAGCAAGCGUCGCCUAGAGCAGUUGCUUAAGAAACUUGAACGGAACGGACAGUACAAACAGUAUAAUGACAUUAUACAACAACAGUUAAAUCAGGGAGUAAUUGAGCUGGCACCUACCACUAAAACAGCAAAAGAAUUUUAUAUUCCCCACAAAGGCAUAGAAAGGAAGCAAGCUGAGACCACUAAGUUGAGAGUGGUGUAUGAUGCGUCUGCGAAAGAGAGCGGAUCCCAACCAUCCCUCAAUGAUUGCCUCCACCCGGGCCCCCCUCUGCAGAACCUGUUAUGGGACGUCCUUGUUAGAUCUAGAUUUUACCCCAUUCUGUUAACAGGCGAUUUGAAACAGGCCUUUUUGCAAAUCAGAAUAAAGGCCGAAGAUCGAGAUUCAUUGCGAUUUCACUGGAAAGAGACUGGGAACGAUGCAAUACAAAUCUACCGGUUUUUCGAGCCCUGUUUGGGCUGACUUGCUCCCCAUUCUUUCUCGGGGGAGUCCUUAAACACCAUCUGGAUGCUUGGGAAGAUCGCUAUCCCGAGAUAGUGAAGCAAUUACGCGAAGGACUGUAUGUUGAUGAUUUGAUUACGGGGGGUACCACAGUCGCAGAAAUCCAGACCCAGAAGAAGAAAACUAUCGAAGUGUUCGACGAUGCCACUUUCACAAUACACAAGUGGCACUCAAACGUACCUGAACUCGAGCCAAAGAAUCAAUCGCCAUCAGAGAUAAGUGAACUAACAUAUGCCAAAAGUCAACUGGCAGGGAUCGAACAGCCCGAUGGGAAACUACUUGGUGUGCCCUGGGAUAGGAAGCAUGAUACUAUUAGCGUGACCCUCACCACAGACGCUGAACCUGUAACUAAGAGAAGCAUCUUGUCAAAAUUGGCACGAAUCUACGACCCCCUGGGCUUGGCUUCACCAACCACACUGACCGGAAAACUUGUUUAUCGGAGUGCGUGCGACAGUAAAAUUCCAUGGGACGCAGACCUACCAGGGCCACUACGAAAGAAAUGGAAGGAAUGGAACGAAGCGCUCGAGUCCUAUACAAUCCCUCGGUCCUUAGCCUCAUACCAUCAACCAAUUCAAGAGAUCACCUUGCAUGGAUUCGGAGACGCGAGCUCAAACGGCGUUUGUGCAGUCGUCUAUGCAGUAGUCAAACAAGAGGAUGGAGUUACCCAGGGAUUGGUAUGUUCGAAGUCACGAAUAGCGAAGCGAAACUUGACCAUUCCACGUCUUGAGCUCAUAUCGGGACACAUGACUGUAAAUCUAGCCACAAAUGUUCAACAAGCUCUCACUACUCAUCCAGCAACUGUUCAUUAUUGGCUCGAUUCAUCCGUAGCUCUGUACUGGAUCAAUGAUCAAGGUGAAUACCGACAAUUUGUGGCAAACAGAGUACAAAAGAUUCGUCAGCACGAGAAUGUUACUUGGCAUCACGUUCCAACGGCGGAAAACCCAGCCGACAUCGGAAGUCGGGGAGGAAAGGUCUCUGGGAACACAUUAUGGAAAGAGGGUCCAUCAUGGUUAAACAAUCCUGCAGAAUGGCCAGUUCAACGAGUUCUGGAACCGACACCAGAUAGCAAAUCAGAAGCGAAAGUGAUUAAAGAAAUCUUCAAAGCUGCGUACAUUGAAGAAGACAUCAUGGAUCUACUACUUGAUAAAUAUCCUUUACCGAAAGUGCUACGAAUUGGAGCGUGGGUUCGACGGUUCAUUCUGAAUUGUAAACGACAACCUGCAGAGAGAGAGAAAGAGAGAGAUCCCAUCAACAGUCGCGAGGUUCAACAACAACGAGAAUGGUGGAUACGACGGGCCCAAGACGCAGUCAAACACGAUGCACGAUAUUUAGCCGACCGAGAGCGAUUAAACCUACAGGAGAACAACCUCGGAAUUCUGGAGUGUAGAGGCAGAAUUAUCGGAGAAUAUGUGCGUGGUCUUCGUGAGCAACACCGAAUGACUAGACUUCGAUCAAUGCAACAUCCCAAAGUUGGAAGUAAAGGAAGAUCAAAAACCAAGAAAUACCUGGAAACUUGCCAUAGUUAAGCAACUCAUCACGGGCAGAGACGGUGUAAUACGGGCAGCUAAGCUUAAAACUGCUGGUGGUAAUAACUACCUGGAACGCGCGAUACAACACUUGUUCCCGUUAGAGUUACAAUGCGAUAAAGAGAUUGCCACUCGUCUAGAUCCAGAUGCACAAGAGUUCACACCCAGACAGAAGCGAAAUGCUGCAGCAGCAGCUACGUUACGCAUAAGAGACAUUGCAGAGGAUGAAAAGGAACUUUAA